Ectocarpus siliculosus is the source of this 3112-nucleotide messenger RNA. NCBI's taxonomy places the organism in Eukaryota, Phaeophyceae, Ectocarpales, Ectocarpaceae. The record is from the annotation of a GenBank genome assembly.
AUGAAGCUCAUGGGGGCGGCUGCUGCUGCUGCGGUGGCGGCGGUCUGUUGUUUGGCGGAGUUGGGGAGCGCCCAGAGCUGCUGCUCCCAGGAUUCCGACUGCACGGAGUUGUUGUCGCCUGCUGACAUUGAGCACAACAGCAUUUUCAGUAAGACCGUCGAGUGCGACCAGGACUGCCCCGGAUUGAUCAACUGCAACAUGUUCGGGAUUUGCGAGCAGUGCCGCGGGUGCUUCGAAACUUGCGAGGGUGCGAUGCUGUUCAUGGAAAAAACCGGCUCGCCAGCGGAGUACAUCACGUUCUGUUCCGGCAUCGGCAUCGCCGACAUGGCCCAGUGCGAGGACGACGUGUACGGCAGCGGGGCCGGGUCCGGGUCCAUGUCCAGCGGGGGCUCCGCGUCCGGAUCCGGCAGCGGGGCCGGAGGGGGGUCCGAGAUGUCGCAAGGGGGCUCCGCAUACGGAUCUGGCAGCGGGGCAGGAGGCGGGUCGAUGUCGAGCACCGCCAGCGGUGCGGGCAGCGGUUCGGGUGGAAUUGCCGGCGACAGUGCGUCGGGCAGCGCGCUUGACAGCGCGUCGGAGGGGGUGACCGCCGAGUACGGCAGCGGCAACGGCAGCGGUGCGGGGAGCAUGUCGAGCAGCACGGGUAUUGCCAGCGGAAGCGCAGACGCCAGCGGUGCCGGGAGCACGUCGAGCAGCACCGCUACUGCCAGCGGAAGCGGGGACGCGAGCAGGGUGGCGGAAAUCGAAGGCUGCGACUGCGGCACGGCCGAGCUGGAACCGGCCUUCGCUGCCUACUUCUGCGAGAACGGAAAGUCCAUGUACUGCGACCUCGAGUGCGUGGACGGCUCGGACCCGGACGACGUCCUGUUCCCGUCGAUGGGCGGCCUUUGGUGCCAGCCAGAGGGCUGGGAGGGGUGCCGCAUGUGCAAGUUCGACUGCACGGACUACGAGGGCGAUUUCUGUGUCCCUUGCCCGUCCGGGUUGAAGAACUGGUGUUGAGAGAGGCACCGUUGAGCUUAACGCGGCCGCGAUGACGGCGGCGGCUGACCCUGAGCCAAAAUAUGGCUGGUAGCGGGCGUUUUGAGCAAGUGCGGUAGUGGCAGCGAGAGCAGAGCGAGGAGGUGGCAUAUGCCGCAGUGUUUGAUUUUGCGAGGAAACUACAUAGCCCGGCACGACCGCGAACUUGCGGUUUGUCGAAGAGCUGGCCUCCUCAUUUUUGGUUUUGUUCGACUCCAUCUGUUGCUUUGCGUCUGGGUUUGCAAUGCCGGGUUGGGGUGCCGUGGAUUCGACUGCUGUGUUUUGAUGCCAUUUCUCACCCAAUCGAAGAAGGCGGUGUGGCAGGGAGGGAGAGCGACAGUACGGUGUGGGGGUGGCACCACAAGCUGGUGUAGCCAGUGGGCGUGAGCUGUGAGGGCGAGCGAAGCACGCCGGCCAUGCUGGAUUCAAGAGACGAGAGGUCGCGAAGUUGCUCUUAUUUAUCUUGUGGCGGGGGCGCGUUCAAUGCUCUUACGUCCGUCGCCCGCCACGAGCUUGCCACGACAGAUGAAUAAGUGUGUUUUCUAAAAAGUCUUGUCGCGCUGCUGCUGUCUAAUUGUGCUCUCAGGUGUGUUGUGUCCCAGCGAACGGAAAGGAUUGAUUUGGGUGGGGCAUGGCUCGCUGUUGGGACCAUUGCUUGUUUUGCGUGAUGUUGUUGUGUUCGUGUUCCGUGGCAUUUCGAAGCCUUGCGCUCGCUGGUGCCAUGGCGUUCUCUUCGUUCCGCGGGAGGUACAACACACGUUCAUAAAUAGAUAAGAUAGCCAGGCAGCCAGGCAGGCAGCAGGGAGAUAUCUGAGGGCAGUAUGCUUACACAGGUUGAGAAUCGAUGUCGUUGCUCACUAAGAGCAGCACGGUGCGUGGGUGAAUGGAUGGCCGGCUAGAACGUUUCGAUCGAUCGGGUCGCACCGGCAGACUGUGGUGUAUGCGGCACCUGCGCUUUCAACUGAAGGUCUACGUUUUCGCUUUCGACGGUAUGCGGUAUGAAAACCGGGGUGACCUACAACAAGUAUCGAUUUGUUUCCACGGAUAACGUUGUUUUUGCGAAACAUGACAGUUUAUUAGUUUUGGGAAGUACAUUUUGAUUUCGGGGUAUUUGUCCGGUGUUCAAACUUUUAUUGUUCACGGGUUGUUUCUAUCUGGGCCGCGGGGGCACUGAGAGAGCAAACAAAAACUUCCAUGUUCAAAGGGAGAUGAUCUAGAAUCGUAUCCCAUGUGGCCGUUCCGCUGGAGAUCGGUUAGGGGGUAGGUGGGGGGGGUGGGGGUGCACGCUAUAUAGGGGCAGCACCUUGAUGGUUUGGAUUGUACGUUCUGUCGUUCGUUACUGCUCGGAGUACUAAAGUACGCCUGUUGUAUUUAGAUUUUCGCUCUUUUCUGGUUUUGAAGAGAGGCCGUUUGCAUACAAACCACAGGUUUGUCUACUUGUCCACGCCGCAACCCUUUCGGUGUUACUUUUGACAAUUGUCCUCCGUGAAAGUGGCAAUUUUUAUGUUACAAGGUACAUUCCAGCGGGAUGUUUUUGUUUUGUCAAGGCUCUCGCGUGAUUGCUACUUGUUACUGUGUGUUCGGUUGCCUUUUUUUUUUUUUCAUGUGUUUUUUCUGUUUUUGGUUAGGGCGAUUGAUGGGCGGGUGAAGUACACGAUGAUUGCGGUGCUGGUGUUGAGUGAUCUCUGUUCCCCUGCGUUGUGUUCGUCUUGUUUUGCUGUGUACACGUCCAUCCGUCGUGACGCCCAUGACCGCGUUUUGAUGGUACACGAGAUUUAAUCACAGCAGGGGGGGGUCGAUUUUACGUUUUGAUUGUCAGCGAGGAUCGUCACGUGCACUUGUAUUGUUUGAAUAUAUUUUUUUGUGCUUUCUUCUUCGUUCCACGGGCUGUGACUUUUGGAGCAGAACUAGUCCGUGCUUGCGCGGGUUCCUUUGCGAUGUGGAGCAGGCCGGCGCUCAUGCUUUUACUGCUACGUCUCGCAUACCGGUUCUUCUUUGCAUUUUUGCUGUUGAGUAAUGAUGCACGUCUAAUAUACCAACAAGCGUAUGCAUCCAACAUUAUGGUGAGGAGGAUUAAUUGGAACGUUUUUGGUGCCGC